Molecule: messenger RNA, 6925 nt
Organism: Biomphalaria glabrata
Lineage: Eukaryota; Metazoa; Mollusca; Gastropoda; Planorbidae
Product: chondroitin sulfate synthase 1-like
Exons: 4
Coding region: 479-2905 (808 amino acids)
Cellular component (GO): Golgi cisterna membrane
Molecular function (GO): glucuronosyl-N-acetylgalactosaminyl-proteoglycan 4-beta-N-acetylgalactosaminyltransferase activity
Source: RefSeq, a predicted model, not a curated record
GUGAGGUGAUGAUUUAGAUCUAUCUAUAUAGGUCCAUAUUAUAUGAGUUUGAUAGAUCUAGUGCAGUGAAUGCUGUCGUGGAAAGAUGGAAUGUAUACUAUCUAUAUCUAUAUUUAUAUAUUACAAUUUGAUCUAGAUCUGAGAUUCUAGUCUAUAGUGCAGCAUUAUUCUAAGUGAGUAACUUUGCUAGGGCUGGUUUGUGAUACUGCAAUGACUCUCACAUUGUCUUGUAACACUAUUUCCCUUUUACAAGUACAUGCCCAGAGUGAUGUUAAAUCAAGAAAAUGAUGCUCAUGAUAUUUGACAGCAAUGCCUUGGACCCACCACAUUUGUGUCUAUCAAGACAUUACUCAGUUUAUCAUUGAAUAUAAGGAUAUUGAGUGCCAACUGUCAUUAAAACAGUAUUGCACAUUCUCUGGUAAACAACUGCAGUUGUGAUAUCAUCUUUGUAGGCUUAAAAAAAAUAGCUUAGAUUAAAAUGCCUAAUAAAAAUCAAUCUAAUGGAGUAGCAGUUCGUCAGCAUUCAUCCCCUAGAAAAUUCAGUCCAAGUGGGAUUAAAGGAUGUACUUCCACUAUUCUAAUCGGCCUCUUGGGAUUUCUUUGUGGUAUCUUGUUGGUCAAUUGGUGUAAAGUAGGGGUGUUUUCCAGAUGUGGAACACAAGGCUCCUGCUGCAAGGAAAUUCGCAUAGGCUCUGCCACAGCAGAAACCCUUGAAGAACCAGUGGAGAUGUCUGAAAGCCUAGCUGAAAAGGAUAAAGAUAAUUUUAUUUUUGUUGGAAUUAUGACUGCGAAAAAGUUUAUUGACAACCGUGGACUUGCCUCCCAUAGAACUUGGGCUAGUAACAUCAAUGGUAAAGUGAUGUUUUUCUCCAGCGAAGGCUCCACCUCCAGUUACGGUGUACCUGUUGUGGCUUUGACUGGUGUGGAUGACCACUAUCCACCUCAGAAGAAAUCGUUUAUGAUGUUGAAAUACAUGUAUGAUCAUUUUUUAGAUAAGUAUGAGUGGUUUAUGAGAGCAGACGAUGAUGUGUUCAUUAAAGGAGACAGGCUGGAUGAGUUCUUGCGAGGCAUCAACAGUUCCCAGGCAUUAUUUAUUGGCCAGGCUGGCACUGGCAAAGCUGAUGAGCUGGGAAAACUGGCAUUAUCAGCUGAUGAAAACUUUUGUAUGGGUGGACCUGGAAUGAUCUUUAGUAGAGAAACUUUGAGAAGGAUGGCACCACACAUAAGCUACUGCUUACGUAAUCUGUACACAACCCAUGAAGAUGUGGAAAUAGGAAGAUGUGUCCGUAAAUUUGCAGAAAUACAGUGCACAUGGUCUUAUGAGAUGCAGCAAAUACUUUAUCAAAAUUAUAAGGAGGAGAAAGGUUCAUUUAAAACAACUCUGAAAAAUAAGGAAGUACAAAAAGCAGUCUCUCUCCACCCUGUCAAAGACCCUGAUUACCAGUAUCGUAUUUACAACUAUCUUCGUUCUGUAAAGAUCAUGACAGAACAUCAAAGGGAAGUUCAGUUACACAGAGAUAUGGCCUCUAUGACUGAACUUAUUCAAGAUGGACGGCUACCUUCGGAACCUGGUCUGAGUCAGCCUCCUAAUCUAAGAAAAUUUCGUCCACUCAGUGGGAAAGAAGUCAUUCCUUGGGAUUUUGUGGCUAGAUCCAUUUACUCUCAGUUUAAUAAUAAUCCACGUAGAGGUAUUGAUGAAUCUGUGAAAGGUGCUCUAGAUGAAUUGGUGAAUCAAGUGAUUAUGAAAGUAAAUAAAAAUGCACAUCUUCGGGGACGAACUAUUGAUUUUAAAGAAAUACAGUACGGGUACUACCGGUUAGAUCCCAUGAAUGGUCCGGAUUAUGUUCUUGACCUUUUGCUCACAUACAGAAAAUACAGAGGGCGUAAGAUGUCAAUGAAUGUCCGAAGACAUGCAUAUCUGCAGCAGGCCUUUUUACCUGUUGAAAUGAGAGAGGAACCUGGCUACGUGGAACAAAACUCUUCAGGUGUUGGGGCCAAAGUCAAAUCUUGGCUCAAAAUUUUUGCUGGAAAUUCUGAGACUUCUCAGAUUGUGAACAAAAGAACAGAAUUUAUUGACAUUAUUAUGCCUCUCAUGGGUCGUUUUAAAAUAUUUCAGAGAUUCAUGAAUAAUUUUGAAAAAGUAGUUCUUCUACCAAAAGAGAAUGCGAGGCUUGUGUUAGUGUUAUAUAAAUCUAAAGAUGAGCCAGAGGCUCUCAGGUUCACUCUGGAUUUAGUCCAGUAUUAUCAAGACAAAUAUGGCAAAGACUAUAUUGAGGUUGUUCAAACUGACAAUGAAUUCUCACGAGGGCCAGGUUUACAGCUUGGAGCUGGUCGUUGUAGUGAAGACGCGUUAGUUUUCUUUAUUGAUGUGGAUAUUAUUUUUUCAGCGUCUUCUCUUGAACGAGUUCGUUUGAACACCAAAAGAGGUACUCAAGUUUAUUUCCCUAUAGUUUUUAGCCAGUAUGACCCAGAGCCUGUGUGCUUCACUGGGUCUCCUCAUUGUGAUUGUGCUAAUUCUGAAUGUGUCUUGAAAGCAGAGGAUAUUAGUGAUGCUGCUGGUUACUGGAGGCAAUUUGGCUUUGGCAUUGCUGCUAUGUAUCUCAGUGACUACUAUAAUGCAGGAGGUUUUGACCUCAGCAUUCGUGGUUGGGGUAAAGAAGAUGUUGAUUUGUAUACCAAAUUUAUUGAAAACUUUUAUUACAUAUUUCGAGCUGUUGACCCAGGAAUGACCCAUAUUUUCCACACUAUAAAAUGUAGUGAGACGCUGGAAAGUGCCCAAAUGGUCAUGUGUGUUAACUCAAAGGCUCAAAGCUAUGCAUCAACUUCACUGUUAGCUAAUCAAAUAUACAGUAAUCCUGAGAUUCUACGGAGGCUUGAAACAUAUUCAAUGAAUCAUGAAUUAUAGCACUUCUUUUACAGCUUUUGUGUUGGUUGUGUUACCAGAGUUCAGUUAUCCUUCAAGAAAACAUUAAUUAAAAAUGGUCUAUACAUUUUAAUAUAAUACUUUUUGUGUUUAAAUCCCUGGUGGCCAUUGCUGUCUUAGUAACAGUUUGAUCAUUUCAGAUACACAUUUUAAAAUGAUUAUUAUUGUUUUUGUAACGCAUAGUCUUAUUUCAUAGAAUUUAUUUAUGUAAACUAUUUUGAAACAGCAGACAUUGAGUGUGUAAUAAUAUCUAAUUAUUAAUAAUAGUAUCAAAUAUAUCUUGAAAUGUAAAACUGACGUAAAAUUGAGGUAGAAAAUAAGAAAAUACAUUAGUGAAAAUAACUGAAAUAAAAACUUUUAAGUAGUGCCUGUAUAUAAUCUGUUUUUUAAAAUAGAUUUUUUUUUAGUUUUAUUCAUACAAUACUUUUCAUGGCUUAUUGAAUUUUAUUGUUAAAUUCUGUGGAAGUUAACUCCUGCAUGUCUUUGUCUUGCUAUUCAAGUCCAACUCAUAAUUCCCAACCAUUAUUUUUUUUUAUCAUCUCUAACAGUAAAGUUAUGGCUUUUUUUUUUAAUGGUUUGUUCUGUAAAUUCUUCUUUGAAAUAUUUGUGAUAAUUUUGUAAUAAUAUGCACUUAUCCCUUGGACAACUAGUAAAUCUAUUUUAAAUCAAGAUUUAUUACUUAAGAAAAUUGUUUGUGUGUGUAGAUAUUUACUUACAUCUCAUUUUAUCCUUGUGUUUCUAACUCCAAUUUUUAAGUCCAUAUUAAAAGAUAUUUUUAAAAAACAUUAAUUUUGGUUAAAUAUAUAACUGAUGCUGCAAGUAUCAAGGAGAUACACAUUUAGGUUUUGAUCUCAGCAGUUUAAUGGAGUAGAAUAUUUGUGAAAGUUAUCUCUUGCAUAAAUGCAUUUGGUAUAUAAGAACAGUUAGGUGACUAAGGCGCCAAUCAUUUCUUGUUGCUGAAUGGUCUUAAUUAAAAGUCAAGAUAAACAAUAAUUGCUAAUCAAUAGCAUGUGUUGUAUAUCAACUAGAAUAUAAUAAUGAAACAUUCCACCUAUCUUGCUAUUACAUUUGUCUUCAAUUGUUCUUUUGUUUUAAUUUCUAAGAUAUUAUAUAUAUAUUUUAAAAACAACAUCUACAUUGUAACAUUGCUGUGUCAUUUUGUUUCAAUCUGUUAAUUUUGUGUUGUAUUCAGCUAAGCUCAAAUAUGUGACAGUGCUUCCUAUAAUUAUAAAUGUUUUAUGUUUCUUUGUGAUCUUAUUUUAUUACAUAGCUUGAUAUUUGCAUUCGUUUCAGACUUAUUUUUUCUCAAAGGUUGUAUGGUACUAAAACAUGAUUUGUGCAUACAUAAGAUAUUUAUGUAGUUAUCAAACCUGGCUGUCCUUGGGAUAAGUGUACAAUUUUAAUGGGCCCUUUUAAGGUUAUAAGCAUAAUGAAAUUAUGAGAAACUAGUGUGCACUACUUCAAGUCUUUGCUAAAUUAAAAUGCUCUUAGAAGUCUUGCAUACAUUACUUUUGCUGAAAUGAUAGCCUUUGCCAAGGGCUACACAAUUUGAUCAAACUGUAUAAGCUACAAUGUAGCAGCUUCAUAUCAAUUACAUGAAAUAUGUCUAGGAUAUAUCCUAAUUUUUCAUGUUGUUAUAGAAUUAACACUUUUGUUACUUUUAUUUAAUCUGUAAACCCAUGACAAUGCCUUAAAAGUAUAAAUUUAAAAUGUGUAUUUGUCAAGUGGAUUUCGAUCUAUUGUUUGUUGACAUGUUGAUACUUUGUGGGAAAAAGUUAAUCAUUUUAUUGUUAAUAUUAAUAUAAAUAAAGAGUUGUUAUGAUCUAUGAACAAAUUUUUCAUAUAUUUUGUCAAUUGCUAUUAUUUAGAAUGGUUGAAUGCUUUUGUUCAAGUGUUGUUGUUUUGUGUUUUUUCACUUCAAAUUUAAUGAGAAAAUAGCUAUUGAACACAAGAUCUCUUGAAUCCUUUCAAUUUUGAUAAUUUUUUUUGCUAAUGUUCUUUAAAUAUAAUUUUGACAAUUUUAAUUAUCUUGUCUAGAAAAUUACAAAUUGUCCUUCCAAUCCUAUUCAUUAAGAUGUUCCUUCAAAAGAGGAAUAGAAGCCCAAUGCAUUCAUAUCUUUUGAUGUUUAAACUGAACUUAAGUUUUUCUUGCUGAUGAUUUUAAGUCAUUUCCUUAAAUGUUUAAAUCGCAUUGGAAGAAGGAAAGAGUUCUUCUAUAAAUUUGUCCUAAAGUAAUAGAACAAGAAUUUUUUUUUCUGAGUAUUUAUUACGUUACGUUAUUUAAUAGUUAAGUAUUAAAUACUUUCUUUAAAAGUUCUGGUUUGGUGUUUUAUGUGCAAUGCUUUAAUCUUCUUGGUUGUCUUUUUAAAGUGAUUUGCUCUUGCUAAGUGUGGAUAUUUACUUGUGAUAAGCCUGACUGCUCCUUUGUGGGGUUGUUUGAUAUAGUUCUAAAUUCUAUAAUAUGUCGAGUUGAGGGAUCCGAAGUAGAUAGUGAACAUUGUAGUGGUGGUCUGACUUAGUUCAACCAGUACCAUCUUCAAUGUGCCCAUGUCCUACAAGUUGAUUAACAAAAUACUAAAGAUAUCAGUUUUAAAAGCACAAUGAAAGCACAAGGGGGGGGGGGGACUCUUAAAAUGUAUUUUGACCAAUUCCUGUGCCUUGUUUAAUUUUGUUUACUAUUUCAUCUUUAUCCUAUCACUACAUCUUGAUAACAAUGGGGACAUCUUCCUAAAUUGCUACGGUUAAAACUGAUAUAUUUUUUUUUUUUAUUUAACAUUACUGAAUCCAUUCAGGGGAAUAUCUUAACUAGCAAACACAUCAUUUUAAAAUACUAAUAUCAAAUUGCUCACACUGUUUAGUGUGCUCUCAUAUUAGUUACAUCUAAACUUUGUUCAAUUAGAUCUCAAACUGAAAAGUAAGAAAAUCUGAAGCACUUGAAUUAUAAAUGCAUUGGAUAAUUUUAUUAGCUUUAUUUAAAUUAGGGGGGAUGUCUCUGAUGACAGAUGUCAUAAUGAGGCAUUUCAAUAUUUAGUAGUUACAACUAAGUCUACACUUAAUUCUAUGUAGAAUUUUCUUUUGUAUGCCGAGUUCCAAACAAAUAUCUAAAAAUCCCUUGAUUCAAAUUAAGCAGUGAAGUAAUGUGCCAUUGAAAAUACCUGCAACAUUUGACAGGAUUCAAUAGGAUUAAAAAACAAAACAAAUAGGCAGUAUUUAUUGUUGUAAACAUCUGUUUUUAAUUUCAUUCAUUGUCUAUGUGUCAUCAAUGACUGAGAUUUUACUAACUUACAUUUUGUGUGAAUACAGACUGAAAGUUAUUUUAUGGCAGAUUGUUAUGCAUAUAACUUGUUACUUUAUAAGCAAAAGAUUUUUAUAAAAUCUUAUUUUAUGUAUGUAUAUUGUACAUUUUAAAAACAUUGUAUGAUCUCUCCUGUGUAACACAGACACUUGUACAUAACGAGGUUUGAUAUGGAGGCUAUGUUCAAAUUAUAUUUAUAAAACUUUGAAAUUACUAUUUAAUUAUUCUUUUACUUUACAAUAAGACUACAGGGGAAAAUCAGCUUUUCAGAAUAGAACUGAAACUUGAUUGAAGAAUGUCUCAUCCAACGACGGUCUAAGCUUCUUAUGUAAAGCCUUUGAAUUAACCUAUUUCCCUGUAGUCUUCAAGCGAAGUAGGUAAAAAGAAUUGAUGAAAACUAUUUCUGCCCUAAGCUUCAGACUCGAAGUAUUAUAAAAAUGUAAACAUACUGCCUUCAUUUUGUUAAUAAAACUAUGCAAGGAAAUUCAAGCAUUAAUCCAAGUAAGCAGUUGCUUAUUACUGGUUCAGCGAUUGCAAUGUUCACCCUAUUGUCUGUUGAACAGCCUUUGUUUACACGAUGUCAUCUUCAGAAAUCCUUUACCAACAAAAAUGUUGCUUUACAAAAAGUGUGUGUGUUAUUUUUAUUUGUAACUUACGAUAUGCUUUUCUACAUCGGGAAUCUUAUAAUAAAGAGUAUUUAUUUUUUA